Protopolystoma xenopodis is the source of this 264-nucleotide messenger RNA. The record is from the annotation of a GenBank genome assembly. NCBI's taxonomy places the organism in Eukaryota, Metazoa, Platyhelminthes, Monogenea, Polystomatidea, Polystomatidae.
AUGAGAAAGUACAGAAUUGGAUCACCGAAUUUGGCGAAACAGGCGAAUCGAAAUCCAAGCUCAUCCAAACGGAUAGCCGCGGCUCGGCCAACGAUUGUUGUCAUAAGGUACACCAACGCGGCAAGCGUCGCGCCAGGGUAUAAAACAGGAUUCCCAACGCUCAAAACCCAGCGGAAUAAAGUGCAUAGUGCAGCCAAGCCGAAAGGUAACAAGCCGCCAUUCGAUUGGUCAAUUUCUUGCUUCCCCACUGCAGUCAGACGCUAA